Neurospora crassa OR74A is the source of this 1755-nucleotide messenger RNA. RefSeq lists its product as hypothetical. The record is from RefSeq and is a predicted model, not a curated record. The transcript is spliced from 2 exons. The coding region runs from base 47 to 1252 and encodes 401 amino acids. NCBI's taxonomy places the organism in Eukaryota, Fungi, Ascomycota, Sordariomycetes, Sordariales, Sordariaceae.
ACAUCAACGACACCUUGAGAAAUCGAGUCGUUCACUCAUUUUUGCAAUGAUCACCACGUCGUUGACCAGCUUUACCGUCUUAUUCCUCGUUGUCCUGGCCGUAGGAGCUCAUCUGUGGCUCCGUUCCCGUCAGAGAUGUACCACCUCAUCGCUGUCUGUCGAUGGGAAAACACCCUUCCUUCACGGCAGCACCGGCGAUCAACAAAAUGAGAAAACGGACGAGGCAACCAUUGUUCCCUUACCGGACUUUGACUGGCAAAAGACUGAGCCGCUGAAUCUUCGACCCUUCAAGCCCAAAUACCACAUCACCAUGGGCCUGCAAACCAGCACCCCCUCGGACCUCAUCCUAAUGGACCGCAACUACCUCUCCCGUAUCCAAUCCCGCCAAAAGAUCCUGUCCCUUCACGCCUCCGAAGUCAUGGGCGUUUUGCCCGAAGGUCAGGCCGCUGUCAAGGAGCUAUACACGUACCUGCUAGGCGAAUACCUCCCCAUCCGGUAUCCGACCAUGUUCCGCAUAGUAUCUCCCUAUCCCGGUUGCCCCGACACGACUUUCCAAAACUUGAUCACCGACUCUUCCUCCCCCCUGUCCCCGCCUCCCUCCGACCCCCUCGACUGUUUGAGGGUGAUAGCCCAAACCGUAGAAGACGAUUUCUUCCUCUUGCUUCCCUUCCCGAAACCCAACUCUUCCACCAGCGAGAUGGAGCACAAGUGCGUCGCCUUCAUGAACCUGCACCCUUCGGGCUUUUCUCCUUCCUCCAAACUCGGUCUCCCCCUUUCGCAAAUCCACGCCCCCGUACCCUCCUACGAAAAAAUCGGGCCGUCAAUGGAACGCUUCUUCGCCCGUUUGUCCUGCGAUAAGCUCGUCAAGAGGAUGAACUGGGCUAUGCAGUUGCAUCCGGACCUCUAUUGUCCGGGCGGCAACCACGUGCAUCAGGAGGACUUGGAGACAUUGGAAGAGGUGACGGAGUUUGGGGACGAAGAGGCGGAGAAGGCGAGAUUGAGGGUUGAGUUGCAGGGGGUCUGGAGACUGAGAAAGACGGAGGCGGUGGUUUUUGGGUUCAAGACUUAUAUGUAUGGGCUUAGGGAGGUGAAAGGAGAGGUUCUGGAAAUGGAGGAUGGAGGAACGAUGAAGACGGGCGAAGCAUUGGCGCAGGCGAUUGAGGGAUUGGGAGAGGGGAAUGCGCCAGGGAUGUGGACGUAUAAGGGGGCUGUGAGGUGGGGAGCGGCGGUGGCUCGGUGGUUGAGGAGUUGAUGGGAAGGAACUGAAGGCCUGUUGAAGAAGUUGCAAUGCUUUGGUGUCUGUCGGCUUACCUUGAUGAGGAAAGAGAGAUGAUGGAGAGGGGAGCAACGGAUGUAGGACGACCGAGGCGGCCAUGACCCGAUGUCGGAGGACGGAGAGGUCGGGGUUCAGCAUUUUCAUCCGGAUUACAACAAAUUGAUAAUCCAUGAAUAACACUACCGGUGUUAGCUAAGGUAGUCGUCAGCUUCCCCGUCCCAGCAGUCAUCAAUUGAAGAACAAGGGGACAUCGUUUUCCCUCUACACUUCUUAACCCCGAACUAUCCCCCGAUUGGAGAGACUCGUCUUGGUAACGGGGCUGGACGACAAACGGUCAAGACGGCGCUAGGAGAUGUCGGCCAAUCACCACCGACCGCCCCGUGUUGGCCGGGGUUGACAUCUCCGAGAUGAUCUGAUAACAGCUCGGAGUUAACCAGGACACCAUUUCUUGGCGUUGUAUCCUUAUAAGUCGACUGAUU